Phragmites australis (common reed) is the source of this 1100-nucleotide messenger RNA. Its product is annotated as pectinesterase inhibitor 28-like. Lineage: Eukaryota; Viridiplantae; Streptophyta; Magnoliopsida; Poales; Poaceae. The record is from RefSeq and is a predicted model, not a curated record. Gene Ontology annotation, molecular function: enzyme inhibitor activity. Bases 401 to 952 code for a protein of 183 amino acids. The transcript has a single exon.
CCGAAUUCCUCACCAUUCAUGACUCGUGAGGCUGCUGCUGGGGCCUGGGGUUGUUGGGUUGGUGGUGUUUGGUGGUCGCUCUGAUGACUCGUGAGGUAGCCAGCAGGUCGUUGCAGAUGCAGGGCAGCACGGCGGGCACAGUGCAACUGUACGAGCCGGUAGCCUCACUACAGUCUACAGUCGUUGAGAAAAUUGUCAUCGUCUUGUGACUAGAACGUGAGGCUCAUCAAGAUCAGAAGCAGUAGUCCUCCACCUCGAUCAUUCACUCCAAACACAUGCAUGGUGGGAUCAUCACCUCCACCUCGAUCGUUCACUCCAAACACAGCAACCUUGUGACUGUAUGUAACCAACACCAAAUCAAACCAAGAAACAGAUCGGUUGCAAGACACAGACCACCACCAUGACCGCCUCCUCAUCUCCCUUGCUCCCCGCUCUCCUCCUCCUGCUCAUCGUCUUCGUGGACGGCGGCUCCGGCGCGGAGGCAAAGACGGCGCUGGACCAGCUGUGCGGGAGCCUGGGCAGCUACUACGUGACGCCGGACCUCUGCGCGUCCGCGCUCUGCGCCGACCCGUCCGCGCCGUGCCGCGCCGCCCGCGACGCGCCAGCGGUGGCCGCGCUCGCGGCGAGGCUAGCGGCCGACAACGCCACCGCGGCCAAGGGCAGCAUCGAGGCCGCGCUCUCGCUCGCCGGCUCCGCGGGGGGAGCGGCGAGCGCAAUGCGGUCGUGCCUGCAGCUGUACGCCGGCGCCGUCCCCGCGUUGCGGUGGGCGGCGCGGUCCGUGGCCGCCGGGCGGUACCGCGGCGCGCGGGAGGUGCUGCAGGCUGCGCAGUACGUCGCGGCGGGGUGCGAGGGCAUGGCCGGCGACGCGGCGGCGCUGCCCAGGGAGAACGGCCGCUUCAGCGACAUGGCGUUCGUUGCGCACGCCGUCGUCGCCUCCAUGUCCAGAGACUGAUCGAUCGACCACUCUUCUGGCCUAGCUAGCUAUGCACUGCAUGCUAACCCAAAACCCAUCGGUGUUCGUUGUAAUAAUUAUAUGUUCUAGCUGUAACAGCAACUCGAUCCAUCGUGCUGUCAUGUGAAUCGAUUAACAGAUUGAGCUC